GCGGGCCCGGCGCGGAUGGCGGGCGGCGCGGGCUGGGCGGGCGCCCCCGCGGCUCUGCUGCGCUCCGUGCGCCGCCUGCGCGAGGUGUUCGAGGUGUGCGGCCGCGACCCCGACGGCUUCCUGCGCGUGGAGCGCAUCGCGGCGCUCGGACUGCGCUUCGGCCGCGGCGAGGAGGUGGAAAAACUUGUGAAAUAUUUGGAUCCCAACGACCUGGGAAGAAUCAAUUUCAAGGACUUCUGCCGUGGGGUGUUCGCCAUGAAAGGGUGCGAGGAGCUGCUGAAGGACGUGCUGUCCAUGGAGAGUGCGGGGACACUGCCGUGCACACCUGAGAUCCCUGACUGCGUGGGGCAGGACAGCGAGGUUUCGGGCUCCACCUUUGCUGAUGGCGAGCUCAUCCCCAGGGAACCUGGCUUCUUUCCUGACGAUGAGGAGGACGACAACCAGGAAGCUAUGACACUGGCCCUGCCUGAGGGCCCUCAGGAGUCAGACAUGGACAGCCCGAUGGAGGGUGCCCAGAGCCUGGAGGGUUCUGUCGGGAGUCCCGGCGAGGAGAAGGAGCAGGGAAUCGGGGGCCUGUUUCUGCCAGAGGACAAGUCCUUGGGCCACACCCCAUCCAUGACGACCUCAGACCUUUCUACACACUCCACCGCCUCACUCAUCAGCAACGAGGAGCAGUUUGAAGACUAUGGCGAGGCGGAUGAUGUGGACUGUGCCCCCAACAGCCCCUGCCCUGAUGAUGAGACCAGGACCAACGUUUACUCAGACCUGGGCUCUUCAGUGUCUUCCAGUGCGGGACAGACCCCGAGGAAGAUGCGGCAUGCAUACAACAGCGAGUUGCUCGAUGUGUACUGCUCUCAGUGCUGCAAGAAGAUCAACCUGCUGAAUGAUUUGGAAGCCAGGCUGAAAAACCUGAAGGCCAACAGCCCCAACCGGAAGAUCUCUAGCACAGCUUUUGGACGGCAGCUGAUGCACAACAGCAACUUCAGCAGCAGUAACGGCAGCACAGAGGAUCUGUUCCGGGACAGCAUUGACUCCUGUGACAAUGACAUCACGGAAAAGGUGAGCUUCCUGGAAAAGAAGGUGACGGAGCUGGAGAAUGACAACCUGACCAACGGGGACCUAAAGAGCAAGCUGAAGCAGGAGAACACGCAGCUGGUACACAGAGUGCACGAGCUGGAGGAGAUGGUGAAGGACCAGGAGACCACUGCUGAGCAGGCGCUGGAGGAGGAAGCCCGGCGACACCGUGAGGCCUACAGCAAGCUGGAGCGGGAAAAGAGCACGGAGCUGGAGCUGCUCAACACCAGGGUGCAGCAAUUAGAGGAAGAAAAUACCGAGCUUAGAACAACUGUGUCACGACUCAAGGCCCAGACAGAGAAACUGGACGAGGAGCGACAGCGCAUGUCCGACCGGCUAGAGGACACCAGCCUUCGGCUCAAGGAUGAGAUGGACCUGUAUAAGCGCAUGAUGGACAAGCUCCGGCAGAAUCGCCUCGAGUUCCAGAAGGAGCGGGAGGCAACACAGGAGCUCAUCGAAGACCUGAGGAAGGAGCUAGAGCACCUGCAGAUGUACAAGUUGGACUGUGAGCGGACGGGCAGGGGCCGAAGCUCCUCCUCUAGCUUGGGAGAGUUUAAUGCCAGGGCCCGAGAGGUGGAGCUGGAGCAUGAGGUCAAGCGACUAAAGCAGGAGAAUCACAAGUUACGGGAUCAGAAUGAUGACCUGAAUGGACAGAUCUUGAGCCUCAGCCUCUAUGAAGCAAAGAACCUCUUUGCUACCCAGACCAAAGCCCAGUCUCUGGCUGCAGAAAUAGACACAGCCUCUCGAGACGAGCUCAUGGAAGCCCUAAAGGAACAGGAGGAGAUCAACUUCCGGCUGAGGCAGUACAUGGACAAGAUUAUCCUGGCCAUCCUGGACCAUAAUCCCUCCAUCCUGGAGAUCAAACACUGAGCCAGGCUACCUGCAGAGCAGCCUCAGGACCCUGGGACCCAGGGGCAGGCCUGCUCAGGGACACAGGCCAGCUCCACACUCACAUUCACACUAUAAAUGUACCUCUGGCUGCCAUGCAUACCGUGUGCUGUUGUACGCGUGGAGGGGCCCUGAGCACACGCAUGGUAGGGUGAGCAUGGGGCCGUGGUUAUGAGUGACCCCUGCACAGCGAACUGUGCCUGCACUUUGUGGGCCUUUUGCAGUGGGCAGAGGGCCCUGGAAGCGUGAGGGGGCAAGAUGUGCUCUCAGGAGUUACUGUAAUAAUGAGAACUGGAAGCGCGUGUUUCAGAUACUGGAUAAAAUGACUCUACCUCUGGGGAUGAGGAGGAGGAAAUACCCUAGGGAGAGGGCUCUUACCCCGCCUGACCUGCUGGGAAUAGGAGCAAGAUGGUGAGCUUUCCAGGAGUGACAUUGUCCUUGCCAGGCUCUCUGGUCACUUUUCACAUCUGGGUAUUGAGGCUUGGAGGGGAGGAAGAGGUGUGGGAGGAGCUUCUCCCCUGGGCGUGGCCCUGUGUGGCUGGGGUGCGUGGGGACCAGAGGUUCACUGGGCAGCUGCAUGGGCCGUUGUCUUCUGGUGAGGUUCUUAGCAUUUUUAAGUUCUCUGUGUCUGCUCCAUCCCUGCUUACCUACCUCCCAUUUCUGCUUUUGUUCUGUUUUUAAAACAGUGAAAUAUAGGCACCAUUCACUUGGGUAUUAAAUAAUCAAAAAGAAAGGAAGAGAUGGGGACAUGGAGGUGUGUGAGGCCAGUGCUUGAGAGAAGCAACCAAAGAAACGACUUCUGGGGAGGAGCCUGUUCCCUAGGCUGCGUCUUGAUGCGGGCCAAGGCCUGUCCCACCCAUCAUGGCUCCACAUGGCUUGCUGAGAGCAGUGCUUGGGCUGGGUCUCGGAGUCCAUGCUCUGGGUGCUCCUAGGAAGCACGACGUUCCUGUCCUCGCCCUGAGGAGCAGACCGGUGUCUGCUUCUGCCCCCUGGGAGCUCUUCUGCCUCAGGGAGAGGGAGGGGGAGGCGCACAGUUGACAGAGUUGCAGAGAAACCUUAGUCUUCCGACCUAUGGUGGGAAUUCACACCAUGGAUUUUUUUAAUGUGAUCUUUUAUUCUGGGGGCUUGGAGUAGAUACUGUACUUUCCUUUGAGUGUUCCAGUUUAUCUCCAUUUUGUAUAGCUCGUGAUUUGUUUCCUUAACCCAAGUUGGUAGAAACAACAUGUGGUUUUAUUUCUUCCCCCGUAGCUCCUUGUUUUCCUAAGCACAUCUAGUGUAAGAAGCAAGGCUGGGGUGAUGCCAGGAGGAGCAGGAAAUGUGUGUGCAGAGAAGGAAGGGCACGGAAGGUGGAAGAAAGGCUUGGGACUUGGCUGUGCUUCCCGCUUGACAGGGACAGGGCUGUGGCCAGGACCAAGCUUCAUUCCAUUGCCAUCGCCUUGCACGUUUGUUAGAUCUCUUUAUAAUUGUAUGUAUGGGGUUUGUUUCUUGCUUCAUAUAAGGGGUUGCACUGACUAUCGCCAUCUACACCCAGCAGUCUGGGUAACAGUUGGUCUCUGGGAGCCUCAGCUCUUGGCAUCCAGGUCGCCUUGGGCUCACCACGAGUCUGAGAAGACACAGGCCAAGACCCCCUGAGGAGUGGGUGUCUUGAGAACUUGCUAGUAGGCCAUGACUUCAGGGUAAAAGACAGUUGAUGGUGUUGGUCCGGGUUUGCUAGUAAAAGGUAUCCCUCAGAAGCCAGUGAAGUCAGGGUCCUGGCCUGUGAAGGGCUUAGUCUGGGGUUCAGUACUGUACACAUGUGUGCUCCUUAGCUGCAUUGGUGCAGGUUUCCAGAGAAGGCAGCGGAGGCCAGGGUCAGAGUCAAUAGGUGAAGGGGUCUGCCAAAGGAAAACCGGGCAGGCGGAAAGCUGUCGGCCUGCAAGGCCCUGCGGGCUCCUCCCUGUAGGGGGCGCCAGGAGAACUGAGUGUGCCAGGAAAUGCAGUCUGGAAGCCACCUAGCUGGAGACCAGUGCCGGAGAGGCCAGACGGCCUUUUAACUGAGGAAUUAAAUUCCACGAAGCCCACCUUCUUACUUCCUUCAACCAGGAUGUAUGUCUUACAAAAUCUCAUCAGUCAGCUUGUUUUUUAAGAUGAUCUUGUGUUUUUGAAAUGCACUGCUGGGCUUGAAAGUUGAGGCAGACAACUCAGGGUCUCAGGUCCCCAGCCCCUGGAGCAGGCUCCAAAACCAUGCUUGGUAAUUCAGAUUUAAACAACAAAUAACUUUUAACUUUUAGAAUAAAUAUGAUCCAUGCCGUACUUGGGACAUGUUGAAAAUAAGGUUUUAAAAACUUGAAUCUCCGGAUGUUCUGGUUUAAUCAGUGUAGGUGUGGCUUAGGCCUUGAAAAUUUUUAUGAGCACUCCAGCUGAUUCUAAUUCAUCUGAGUGUCUUCUCUGGGAGGUUUGGUAUUUCCUAUUUUUUAUUUGUUGCCAAACUUGACAACCCCAACAAAUAGGAAUUACCAGAAAUUUGCCUGAAGUUAGUGGGUGAUUUUCUGCAAUUGAGGAAAGUGGGGGUUUUUGUAGAAGAAGGUGCUUUUGAGCCAGGUGAAUAGCACAUGCCUGCAAUUCCAGCUACUCAGGAGGCUGAAGCAGGAGGAUGCAAGUUUGAGGCCAGCUUGGUCAACACAAGAUUCUGUCUCAAAAAACAGACCUAGAGAUACAGCUCAGUGGAUUUGCUGCCCAGUACCAGAAAGAAAAAAAAUGCACAUUUUACCUGACACUGAGCUGCCACUCUGUUUAGAACCUCUUGAAGCACCAUAUCCUGGAAGAGAAGUUUGCAGCCUUGGCUGUGCACAGGAGUCAUCUGAAGAGAUUUUCGAAAGUUCUGAUGACUGGGCUCCCACCCCCACCACACACACACACACACACACACACCCCACACACCUAUGGUCUGGAUUUAACUGAUGUGGGUGUGGCCCUGGCAUCUGGAACUGUACAGACCUCCCCAGUGAUGCUGAGGUAUAGCUCAAGGAGAGGCCCCUUUAUCCUGAAGGUCAUUGCCCAAACAGAGAGGAAAUGAGGCUUGCUGAGCCAGGGCUAGAAGAAAGCCAGUCCUCUGUGGGUACAGUCAGUGGUGGCUUUUUCCUGCAGUGAUGCUGUCGAAUGGUCUUUGCCCAGGAUAGGAGGCCAGGUGCCUUCAGGACUGGUGGAUCCUGCUGUUCUCAAAGCUGAAAGGUUAUUGAGCCUGAGUGGGUGGCAGGCUCUGCCUGAUGCCCCCAUAGUCCCAAGUGACACGUGUUUGGAUAUACUGACCAAGACUCACACCCCAGUGGGAUUAGAACAGUCAGCUGAGAGCUGUCCCCUGAAAGCAGUCUGGACCACAGCAGCCACCUACUUGUACCACAGAGCAGGAGGGGUCACUGGCCUUGUGGACUCUGCCCAUUUCCUGACAGCAGCUGAAGGAAGUUCCCGUUCUUUGCAGCCUGCUUGUGCCACAGAGGCUCCAGGUGCCAGUCCUCUGGCCAGUCUGAUCCUGGCCUAACAAGACUGACCCACUGAGGGGCUUAACAGCCAGCCAAAGCCUUGGGCAGGGCCUAGCAAAAGAAGGAGAAAUACGAUCCUCUUGUUGUGCUGUGUGUAUGAGACAUGAGCAGUGCCAACCCAAACUGUAGAUGUGACUGGAACAGGGCAGGCUUUUGGGCAGUUACCAUGUGAAGAUCCCCAGAGACCCUGCCGAGGGCCGAGGUGGAGUCCGGGUUGAGGAGGGGCCGUUUAGGUGCUGGUACUGGCCCCCUCCACAGUCUUGACUCCCAUGCUUCCUCUCUGGACCCAUGGUCCCCUCCCUAACGUGGCACUUACAGUUGGUAAGACUGAAGUGUGCCCCAUUAAAGGCCUCAAAUUAGAGGGGCAUGGAGCACUGAUCAUAGGGACCUCCCGGUCUGAUGCCCUAUUUACCCUACGUGCACUGGUGGAAGGCAGUAAGGACUGGAACCGUGGGCUUCUUCCUGGCAAGACAGCCCUGAGCCCCUCUGCCAUCCCCCAGUUGCUCACCGAAAGAGAACAGCUGUGUUCCAGAAGGGGUUCCUUCUCAGUGUGGAACCAGGUGGGGGUGUGCCGCUGUCCUUCCUGGGAACUGGGUUUCCCCCAUGACCUCACUGCCCCAGCCCUGUAGGCUCCCCCUUCUCUCCAUUGUGACUGUCACGUUGGGGUGUCAGCCCCAGCCAAGGACAGCAUCCCUGGCCACCUCCUGCAGGCCUAAGUGCUGAUAUCCCAGCGGUGACCCUGACUCCUUGUGGGGGCCGUUGCUUUGCUGUGCUGCGCAGGCUGUGAUUUUUGUCUGCAUGGUUUGGGGUCUUUGUCCGUGUGCCUUUCUCCCUUGUCACCACUGUACAGGAUUCUCCGCGUUACCCACUGCCCCAUUUUCUACGUUCUCCCCUUCCCUCCUCAGCCCUGGAAGUGUAACACACGUCUGCUUUGUAGCCUUGCGCCUCCGCCGUGUAAGGCCUUGCUCGAGGACACAUCCAUGAGUAUCAGCCCACCACUCCUUGGCUCACCCAGUCUUGUACAGAAUUUUUCCAUUGUCUUAAGCUCGAGGGUGCUUAGGCCCUUAGCCUGCAGAUAGUUUAGAAGCCUUGCUUCCCAGAAAAGGGUAACUUUGUGUAAAACAAUGUCUCUCACAAUCCUCUUCCUGUUUUGCUGUGGAUAUUUAUAGAGGGCAGAGUGCACUUUUAACCUGGGGCAGUGGCCCUGGUAGGGAUGUCAAGGUGCUGUGGCAGCUACAGUAUCCACUCUGCCUCCAGAGGAAGCCCUCCCUGGGGGGUGAAGGACCACAGCUCUGGAGUAUAGAACAGCUGUGGACCCCAGCGGGGCUGAAGGAAGAGGCUGCUACUCUCCCUGCCUGCUCUCAAUACCUGCCCAGCUGCCCUCGUCUGCCGAAGGUGCUCAGACCAGAGUGCCAUUAAUAAUACCGGACUGUGUCAGGACCUCGAUGGGAUGGUGCAUGAGAGAGGACUCGUCCCACUGGCUCCCCUCUGUCCAGCUCUUGUCACCCUGGGCAGGGUCUCCUGGGGCCCAGGGCAAAAACACUGCCCACAUGGCUUCACUGGUCAGGAGUUAGAUUGUUUUGACUCCAUGGUACUCAACUUGGGUGUUUUUGCCUCAGGAGCCCAUGUCUGGAAACAGUUCUGGGGCUAGAGAGGGACCUGCACUUUCAGGUCCUGGGGAGCAAAGUGUGGGUGAGGUCCCAAGGCUGAGUCCCAGGUCCUGAGCUCUUCGCCUGAAGCCUGCUUUCCUCCAGCUAGGAGCAGGCUCUCCACGGCAGGCACCUUCCAGGGAACUAAUGUACAGACAAGAUGUAAAUAAAUCAUUGGCUUUUCUUGCCUGA
This is a messenger RNA of Cavia porcellus (domestic guinea pig), 7321 nucleotides long. It is a transcript of the gene Rab11fip4, whose product is annotated as RAB11 family interacting protein 4. The transcript is spliced from 15 exons. Bases 16 to 1944 code for a protein of 642 amino acids. Lineage: Eukaryota; Metazoa; Chordata; Mammalia; Rodentia; Caviidae. Gene Ontology annotation, molecular function: calcium ion binding. The record is from RefSeq and is a predicted model, not a curated record. Gene Ontology annotation, cellular component: recycling endosome membrane; endocytic vesicle; midbody. Gene Ontology annotation, biological process: endocytic recycling; regulation of cytokinesis.